GUAUAUGUGUCGUUUACUUCUGUGUUUAUUUUAAUGUCGCAACAGGAAUUAAUUAGAAUUUAGCUCAGGAGUGUUUUAAGCACAGGAUUGCUGUUUACCUUUUGAGACUGUUAAAUUCCAAGCACGUAUAUCACCGAUACGUGGUGUACCCUGAGUGUACUUCUCUCUUCCUUUGAAUUUUUACUUACGGACGUUCAAAGAUGGCGUCCGUUUUUCGAAAAUUAGUAAGACGCGAAUCACGGAAUGCAGACGGUUCGGACAAGAAUGGAUGUAAGGCGAAGGGAGACGAUCACAAAAGCCAAAGAAAGGAUGGCGAGAUAAGCAGUCAGCCUCAGGAGAGCAACGAAACAAGACACCUAAAUUCUCAUCCGGCAAAAUCUCAAGGGACUAACAAUGGUGUGAAAGUCAGCGACGGCGAAAUGUCCUCUUCGCAUGCUGAGAGGGUGAGAGCAAAGCGUCUAAUGAAAGAGUUUCACGAUGUGACCAUGCGAUGCGAUAACAAAUUGUUUUCAGCGGAACUUGUGGAAGAUAACCUUUACGAAUGGAACGUAAAAUUAUACAAAAUCGACACGGAUAGUUUGCUCUAUAGGGAUAUGGUUGAAACUGGAACCAAGUUUAUUCUUUUGAAUAUUACCUUUCCCGACAAUUUUCCAUUUGCACCACCUUUCAUGCGAGUUUCAGCGCCACGAAUUGAAGGCGGAUUUGUUUUAGAUGGCGGAGCGAUCUGCAUGGAACUUUUAACUCCCAAGGGUUGGAGCAGUGCUUACACAGUGGAAGCGAUAGUGUUACAAUUUUCGGCCGCGGUUGUGAAGGGUCAAGGACGAAUCGACAGGUCCACUAAAAAGGCAUUUUCUAAGAAAGAGGCAGAAUCAGCUUAUAAACGAUUGGUAAAGACUCAUGAAAAAUAUGGAUGGGUUACACCACCAAAAUCAGAAGGUUAGCCGGCUAGAGAACUGCGGAGGUCAAAUUUUCAUGUAGAUACAAGUACAUCCAAUCGAUUCCAUCGGGAAAAAGUUCAUUGUUCACAUUUACAAAAUUGCUUUUGUUGUUGUUCAUCGGAUAGCAACAUUUAACAUUAGUGUUUGCUUCAAGGAAAAAACUUAGAGAUUACAGUGGCCAGUUGGAGGAGUUUUGUUUUCGAUUUUCAAUUUUCUGUUUUAAGUUUGAAAUAUAAACAUUCAUCGUCUGUUGUGGAAUUAUUUGAUGUGCGCAGAUUUGGUAUUAAAUUUGUUCUAUCACGGUUUUAUUCUGAUUUCGCGGAGUUUUACUCACAAAUUUUUAUUUAACUCUUGGAAUCUUUUUAGGGAAGUAAAUGGGGGAACGAUUUGGAAUCAGUUUUCUACCAGCUGUAAGUUAUUGUCCUACUAAAAGCACACCCUUUUCAUCAUGUGUGUUAAUGAAAAAAAUUGUAAAAAUUUAAGCUUAGGUAAAAUUGCUAGUCAUUCAAACAAUUAAAUGACAAAAUUGCUGUUAAAA
Molecule: messenger RNA, 1476 nt
Organism: Orbicella faveolata
Lineage: Eukaryota; Metazoa; Cnidaria; Anthozoa; Scleractinia; Merulinidae
Product: ubiquitin-conjugating enzyme E2Q-like protein 1
Source: RefSeq, a predicted model, not a curated record